AAGUCCGGUUGUGCUUUCGGUAGCAAGUUCGUUCAGUUUCUUUUCCUGCAGAGAAGGAGGAGUCCUAGUGUUCCAAAGCUUGGGUUGUUGAAAAGGAGAGGCUGACCCAGCCCCAGUGAGUAUUCCGCGGCUCGCGUCGGGGUGCGUGUCUGGAAGACUGGGAGCGCUAGUCUGCAAGCUGAGGAGCUCGAAGGCUACACCAGUAUGGCAAAUAACCAUGCUGACUCUAUUGAAUCCAUGAGGAAGCUUAAUGAAUAUUGUCAGAGAAAUGGUUUACAAUUGAACUACAGAGACAUUGCUGCCUCAGGUCCUUCUCAUGACCCUGAAUUCACUAUCGCAGUCUUUGUGGGUACUCAAGAGUAUGCCCGAGCGACAGGUAAAUCCAAGAAGGAGGCAAAACAUGCUGCGGCACAUUCAGCUUGGGCAAUCAUACAGUGCAAUCUGUCUUUGGGGCAGCGGCCACCGCCUCCGCAGCUGCUACCACCCUCUCCACCACAGUUGCCUAAGUCAGCAAGUCUCUCAUCAGAACUGCCAUGUUCACCUGGUAACCAUAUUUCCUGGCUCAAUGAAUUUGCGCAAAAGAAUGGAGUAAAUGUUGUAUUUAUAUCGAGAGGCAAAACUGGAGAGGCACAUAAACCAAACUUUUUCCAAGAGUGUACAAUUAAUGGUAAAGUUUUUGGCUCGGGCUCAGGAAAUAGCAAGCAAACAGCAAAUAAGAAUGCAGCCAAACAAGCAUAUGAAAAUUUGAUGAGCAGGACAGGAGGAAGUGCUCUUAGUACCAGUUCUUCUGCAAGGAGUUCCUUUCUUGAUUCUGAAGACACAUCGAAUGGGGUCUCUGAAAAGUCUGCUGAAGAGGACAGCAGAUCCUCUUCUAGCAAGUCAGAUCUUUCUUCUAGCAAGUCAAAUAGCAUUGUUUUUCAAAGCUCUGGAGUAUUUUCAGAUAUAGAUUCACAUGGGGAGAAUGCAUGUAACAGACUGUCUGAUCAACUGGGUGCCGUUUGUCUAUCAGAUUCUCUGACAAAUUCCAGAGGCCACGCUAUGCAACCUAAAAGAAAAGAGAUGCUAUUAGCACCUGCAUUUUCAAAACCCCUACUAGAAAGGGGAAAAGUACACACGACCAAUCGCAGGUUUCUUGAGGACUUUGAAAUCAUACAGCGAAUUGGUAAAGGUGGAUAUGGGCAUGUUUUCAAGGCAAAGCAUCGUGUUGAUAAGACAUUAUAUGCUGUCAAACGAGUCAAAAUUGGAAAAAUUGAAUCAGAAAAAGAAGCAUCAAGAAAAGAAGUAGUCGUUUUGACAAAACUCAAGCAUGAUAACAUUGUUCAGUAUCACAGUUGCUGGAUUGGUGAAGAUGAUUAUGCAGCAAAGAAUAAUCAAAGUGCUAACAGGAUCUUCAGGCAGUACCUCUUCAUACAGAUGCAGUAUUGUGAGAAAGGAACGCUGGAAAAUUGGAUUGAGAAUGAAAGUGGGAAAGAAAGCAGUAGAAAUGAUGCCCUAAUAAAAUUUCAGCAAAUUCUGGAAGGAGUGAACUAUAUUCAUAUGAGCAACUUCAUUCAUAGAGAUCUCAAGCCCUCCAAUAUAUUCAUAUCCAGUGAUGAUAAAAUAAAAAUAGGUGAUUUUGGAUUGGUAACAUCAGGAGCAAAUGACCCUUUGACAGAGCGGACAGCAGGAAUAGGAACAGCGUCGUACAGGCCUCCUGAACAGGAGAAGAACAAUUAUGGAAAGGAAGUUGAUAUCUUUCCACUGGGACUAAUAUUACUUGAAAUGCUUUAUCCAUUUGAAACUAGACAUGAGAAGAUUGAGGAAUGGCAAAAUAUCAGGAAAGGCGAACUUCCAGAAAAGUUUAGUGAGAAGUUUCCAGAAGAGACAGCCCUAAUUAAGAUGAUGCUCUUGGAAGACCAACGUCGGAGGCCAAUGGCAGAUUGUAUCUUGCGUUUUUUAAAGAACUGGCCAUUGCACCCAUAUUCUUGUUAGCUAACAUCUGUCAAAACACAGCUGCAGCAUUUGGUCCAUGGAUGGUUUUCCUUUUGCUAUUGCUAACAUACAAAAUUUCAUUUUAAUCAGGUUGUGGUGGGCAGGAAGACAAAUGUCUUGGGUCCUUGAAGUCUGGAGGAUUUCCUGUAUGCUCUCAGUAGCCUCCGAGAUCUGCUAAGGGUGCUUAUGUGGAAAAUCAGGACAUCUGUGGCAUGGUGAGAGGCCCUCAGUAAUAUCUUCCAGGUUAUGGGACCCUUUCUGUUUGGACGCUUGUGUAAACAUUGUUGUAGAUCAGCAAGACCCUUUUGUUUAGACGUCCUUAUCACAGUAGACUGCGAAUACAUUCAUAUUUCUUAUUAAGCCAGCUAUGAAUAAGCCAUGAUGGGCAGGUUGGUUGCUGAGCAACUUACAGUAUACGGAACACCCGACAGAUGAUUAGACUUAACUAUGGUUUGUUCUCUCCUUCAGUCCUCCAGCCAGGAGUGUCCUUCAUGGCACAACUCUUGUCUCUCCCUCUCUGCACUAAGUGUUCGCCUUUCCAUUUGCCACUUUCCCCUUCCCCUAAGCUUCUGAAAGACACAAUUGGAGUUUUUCUUUCCAGGCCCCUAAAAAUUGUGCAACUGUGCAUGCAAUUUGCAGGUGUUUGUUUCUUGGUCUAGUUUUUCACAAGUAUGCUGUCAAUGGAAGUGGUGGAGUAUAUUGAAAUUGACAAGAGUACAUAUAGGAUAAUUUGUACAGAGUUGCAAACUGCCAGUUGAAAAGCACCAAAGGAAAAAAGGCAGCAAAAGUAGGUGUAGUUUUGUCUUGUCAAUUUUUGGAUCUGUUACCUAUUUUAGUUUUCAGUUCCCUUUGACCUUACAGAGACUGUGCUGGGUUUAGAUGACCCAAUAACCCCCUACAGCUGGCUUCCCAUGGUGGGUUUCAUGCCAUGCAAACCAAGUCUGUGCUGUAGGGAAACCUGAUGCUGUUGCCGCUGGAGUUUUCUGAAAGUUAGCUAUAAAUUGGCUUUCCCAUGAAGCCAUAAUUCAGUCUAGGGAAGCCGAACUGAGAGAAAGACCAAGGAAGCUCACAGAGACCUGGUUGGGACAACUGGCAACCUUCCCUGUAAAGUGUAGCAAAAUACACAAGAGGGGCUCUGCUAGGAGUCACAUGGGACACCAUUCCUGGCAACCAACCUUCAGCAUCUGAAGCCACCAGCAGGUAUGGGAGAGGGGCACUGCUGGCACUUUUGCAGAGCACCAUUCCUGGGGAUCUUGACAACCAACUUUCCUUCACAUUGGGGUACUUAGAACUGCUGGCAGCUGCACUGGCAUAGAAGGGGAGUGCUGCUUAUGAAGCAUGUGAGACUUGAUUCCUGGUGAGUGCUCUGCAAACACUGGGCAGACUUCCAGCUCUGCUUUGAUUCUAUUUAACUUGGGAGUCCUGCACUGAGCAGAGGUUGGACCCUCUGGUCCCUUCCAACUCUGAUUCUGUGACUUCCCAGGAACUCCUAUUCAGGGCCACUGCAAAGAUAAUGGGGUCAAGCAAGUUAAGCCCAGAGAAUUCAAUAGACUCCCACCCCCAAUGGAUUCCUUGUACAUCUAUGAAUCAGUCUUUUCUAAAUAUACCACUAGAGAAACUGGUAUCUAAGGCAGGACUUUUAAAAGUGAAUAAUCUGGAAUAUUGUCUUGUAUUGCUGAUACUUUUAUAUUAACUGGUCCAUGCAGAACUACAACAUGGUCUUGUAUGCCCACAGCAUUAAAAGUGUGUUACAAGUAUUAAAAAAUGUUUUGUAUCAGUUUUAAAUAAAAUCAUUUUACAAAAUGCUUUACAAGACCUGUCAGUUGUAGUCAGUAUUGCACAAUUCAGAACUGGAGGAGGAGCUCAGAUAGGACCAUAAUGUUUCACUUCGAACUAUAGAUUUCAAGUAGAUGCAUGUUUCUGGUAGCAUUCGAAUUACCUGUUUACCUGUGAGACUCUCUCAAGCAGCCCAAAUGAGCAGUUAAAACUCCCUGGAUCAGCACAAUGACAAAUGUGCAUACAUAAUACAUGAAUUAAUAUUGCACUCGUAGGAAUCAGGACAGAGAUUUAAGAAGAUAGUUGUGCUGUUAGGGUGAUUGCCCCUCAAACUUCCUUUGGUACGCAUACUGGACAGAACAUUUCACUGUUUUACAAGUAUUACAUAUGCAUAGCUAUACUAAUCAUCUGAAUUAUUUCACUGAUACAGCACUUUAUCUGUAUUAAAUUAUCACUAGAAGCAGGUUUUAGUAUUAAGAUCUAUUUUUACUGAAAUUGUAUGUCUCAUGUCUUGGAAAUUAAUGUUGCUAUUCUGUUCUAGUACAUGUAGCUUAUGUUACUGCUUUCAUCAAUUCUAAUAAAUUAUAUUCAGAAAUAAAA
This is a messenger RNA of Varanus komodoensis (Komodo dragon), 4347 nucleotides long. It is a transcript of the gene EIF2AK2, whose product is annotated as eukaryotic translation initiation factor 2 alpha kinase 2. The coding region runs from base 205 to 1971 and encodes 588 amino acids. NCBI's taxonomy places the organism in Eukaryota, Metazoa, Chordata, Lepidosauria, Squamata, Varanidae. The record is from RefSeq and is a predicted model, not a curated record. The transcript is spliced from 17 exons. Gene Ontology annotation, molecular function: protein kinase activity; ATP binding. Gene Ontology annotation, biological process: protein phosphorylation.